AUGGUUCGUGUGCUCAAGGCCGCGAUCGCGCUCGCCCUAACAUUUGCCGGCCCGGGCCUCUGCCACGGCUCUCUCAAGAGCAUCCAGGUCAGCGGCAAGGACUACUUGGCAUGGCAGGUGGGACAGGAUGACUUUGUCACACCCGCGCCGGCCCGAUACGCCCGCCGACUAUUAGACGUUGGUCCGGUGCCCGACUUCACCGGACCGGAUAUUACGUGUGGCGCUGGUGGUAAUAUACCAGCCGAAGGUGUCAUUGAACUCAAGGCCGGCGACAAGGUCUACCUCGCCCAUUGCACAAACGACGACUGCAAAACCUUUAAAGGCAACGAAGGCAACGUAUGGGUCAAGAUCUCCGAGCUCGGCUUCAACGCCGCCGCCCAGCCCCAGUGGGCCUCGGACCUCCUCCGCGAGCUCGGCGCCCAAUGGUCCGUCGUCAUCCCCCACGCUGGCCCCGGGCGAAUACCUCCUGCGCCACGAGAUCCUCGGUCUCCACGUGGCCGAAAAGGCCAUGGGCGCCCAGUUCUACCCGAGCUGCACGCAGAUUCGCGUGACGGAGGGUGGCUCUUCUCAAUUGCCCGAAGGCGUGGCGUUGCCGGGCGCAUUCUGGUUGCGCUUUGGAAAGUGAACCAAGGGCAGCAAAAGUAUGUGGCACCGGGUGGGCCUGUUUGGAGCGAGGCCGCCCCGGAUCCAAACCGAGCUGGUCCGGUCACCGUGGGAUGGAUUGCCCCUAUGGCGCUGGAGCUCGCACCCGUCAUCGCCCUCCUCGAAAAUUACACCAAGAUACCUAUCGACGGGGAUGAGACCAUGUAUCAUGUUGGAAAGAUCUGGGAUCACUGGGUAGUGGCUGCGGUCUGCCCAAUGAUUGAAGUCUCCACUGAGCUCUCAGAAGUUACUCGAGAUUGUAUGAAGUCUCUGGCCUUUGAGAGGAUGCUUGAUCGAUCGAAUGAUGUCGAACGUGCCGCGCCUGGAACUUGCGAGUGGCUUCUGCGUCACCAACAAUACAAUGCCUGGACGACUGCUCCUGGCGAUCUUGGUCUCCUUUGGAUUAAAGGGAAGCCGGGAUCAGGAAAGUCUACCUUGCUGAAACACGCCCUUAGCCAGGUUAUACCUCAGGAGAAAGACCUGGUUCUUCAGUUCUUUUUCCAUGGCCGUGGCGACCCUCUACAGAAGAGCCUCCUUGGAUUCUUUCGGUCCAUCUUACAUCAGAUCCUCAGAAUCAGUCCUCAGGCGAUACCCCAGUUAAUAUCCAUGUUUGAAAAGAAUCAGAGGGAUAUUGGUGAUGUUGGUAAGAAAUGGGACUGGCACAUAAACCACUUGAAACACUUUGUCGAGUCAUCUCUACCCAAGCUCCUCGAAACCUACACUAUAUGGUUGUACGUGGAUGCUCUAGACGAGUGUGGCGAAGACAAUGCAGUCGAGUUGUUUGAUUGGCUUCAGAACCAAUCGCAAAGUGCACAUCUCCGAGUUUUCAUCACCUGCCGCCAUUACCCCAUUCUUGACCCAGAUUGCACCGUAUUCCAGAUCUGCUCAGAGGAUGAAAACGAAAACGAUAUCUCGAGCUAUAUACAAAGGCAAUUCUCGAAAUCACCAACACUGAUGAAAUCGCAGAUACCCGAUAUGAUUGCCAGGCGAGCCCGUGGAGUGUUCAUGUGGGCCCAUCUUGUAGUGAAGAAGGCGAAAGAUCUAGCUCGACAACGCCUGCCUCUACAAAGAAUUGAGAAGGAGAUCUCUCGCACACCUGCCGAACUAGAUGACCUCUAUAACGACCUUAUCGCCGAUAUGGAUGACGAAUCUCUGAAGCUUAUCCGUUGGGUUUGCUUUGCUGAGCAUCCGUUUACUCUUGAUGUAAUGCGCUGGGCCUUGGCAAUCGAUCCUGAAUCUGAUUAUCGGUCGCUAAAAGAAUACCAGGAUCAAGGAAUGGUGUAUGAGCUGGAGGAUAUGGAAACACAAGUCAUGCGCCUCAGCCGCGGUCUCGCUGAGGUGGCAUCAUUCAAGAGCAAAUACGGAGUAUUAUCGCGAGGUACCGGGAUCGUACAAUUUAUCCACCAAUCUGUCAAGGACUACUUUUAG
Molecule: messenger RNA, 2070 nt
Organism: Parascedosporium putredinis
Lineage: Eukaryota; Fungi; Ascomycota; Sordariomycetes; Microascales; Microascaceae
Source: the annotation of a GenBank genome assembly